GGCCUUCUCUCGUCUUCGUCCAAUAUCCUGAACCGAAAACUCUGAAUACUGUUCCUGCGAAACCUCUCAGUUCAACUUUAAACUUAGACAGCCUCACAGCAAACCUUUGGAUUUAUACGGACGACAACCGCCACCACCUCCAGUCUCCUCCCUCUCGCCAAACAUCUCGAGAAACACAUCACAUACCACCUAGUCCACGACCACAACCCCCUCCAGACCGCAUGGCCACCCGCCGGUGGUACCUCGAAACCUCCCCAGACGGCAAAUACCAAUUCGUCUCCCUCAAACGCUCCCGCUCCCACCAUCACCACCGCCAUCAUCACCACCAUGAAGAGCCAGCUCCGGCUCCGGCCCCCUGCCCAGCUCCGACCCCGGCACCUCCACCUCCACCUCCACCAGUCCACCACUGCUGCCGCGACGACUGCGCACACAUCGCCGCGCCCGAGUACAACGACCUCCUAGACCGCGAGCGCAAGCUCCGCGAAGCAAACGACGCCCUCGCCCGCGAAAACUACACCCUGAAAUGCGACCUCCAGGCCUCGGACGUCGAAGGCCGCCGCCUCUCGGCCCUGCUCAUCUCCGCGCAGGCGGAGAACCAGCUCCUGCGCGAGGACAACGCCGGCCUGCGGCGGACGAUCGAGAGCUCGGGCGGGAACGCGGGCAAGUACCUGCAGGAGGUGGAGCGGUUGAGGCAUAAGCUGCAAAAGGUCGAGAGAGAGCUGGCGGCGCGGUUGAGGCAUGGUCCGCACCACCACCAUCACUUUGGACACGGGUUGGGCCACGGGGUGGCGGAGAGGAUUGAGGAGCUGAGGAGGAUUGUGCGCGCGUGGGAGGGGAAGUAUGAUGGCGUGGAGGAGCAGAAUCGGCGGUUGAGGAGGGAGUUGCACGAGCAGCGGUGUGUUGUUGCGGGACAGGAUGAGAGGAUUAGGGAGUAUGAGAGGAUUUUGAGGAGGCAUGGGUUUAUACGGUAUGAAUGAGGGGGGUAAUGGAUGGAUGUGAGCGAUAUACGUUUUUCUCUUUGUUUUACUUUCAUGUAUCUCUCUACGAGAUGUGGACUUUCGGCGCGGUUGAGGAUAAGUGUCUUCGACGGCUGCUUGAGAGAGUCUCUUUCUUUGGUUAGGAGGGAACCCGUUUGGCUGGAUGAUAUUCCAUGAGGAAGCCUUAGUGUGAGUUUCUCUCUCCGUCUCUUUUACUCUUUGAGUAUCAUGCCUUGGAUAUGAGAACUGACAUUCGGAUCGGCAUAGGCUCUCGUCAGAAAUUGCAGGGCAUCAUUUUCAUUGGUUUCGAUCUGAGAUAGACUUUUGCUGACGAUGCUUCAUUGGAUACUCCGUCAUGCAAGGCACUGCGUGACGAUCAUUGGGUACGCCUUUCUUGAAGCAUCGUAGCUCCGACCUUCGCUCACAACAUAUUUCAUUUGUCAAUAAUGAACUCUGGCGUCUUUACAUGACUUUGAGCUUGGGAACUGUUUAUCAAGGGAACUCUUUUUGAACGCGG
Molecule: messenger RNA, 1494 nt
Organism: Colletotrichum scovillei
Lineage: Eukaryota; Fungi; Ascomycota; Sordariomycetes; Glomerellales; Glomerellaceae
Exons: 1
Coding region: 222-977 (251 amino acids)
Source: RefSeq, a predicted model, not a curated record